AUGAAAAGUCUUGAUGCUGGUGGAGUGGAUUUGAUUGUCAACCUUCUACAUUCCGAUAAUCCUACUUCUCAGUCCAAUGCCGCCUCUCUCCUAGCACGCCUGGUGUUGGCUUUCCCAGAUAGCAUACCAAAGAUAGUUGAUUCUGGGGUAAUCCAAGUUUUGCUCUGCCUGCUAAGUGAACAGAAAGAUGUUUCUGUAAGAGCCAGUGCUGCUGAAGCAUUAGAGUCCCUUUCUUUGAAAUCAGAGAAAGCUAAGCAGGCUAUUAUUGAUUCACAAGGUAUGCAAAUACUAAUUGGUGGUGUAGUUGCUCCUUCCAAAGAAGGUGUGCAAGGAGAGUGGGGGCAGGCUCUUCAGAAGCACUCAGCAUUUGCUUUAGCAAACAUCUCUGGGGGUAUGUCGGCAUUAAUAAUUCACCUUGCAGAACUUUCUCAUUCACCAAGGUUAGCAGCUCCAGUUCCUGAUAUUCUAGGUUCACUUGCUUAUGUGUUAAUGGUUUUCAAGACGAGUCAUGAUGAAGAACCAUUUAAGUUAACCAAGGUCGAAGGUAUUUUAGUUGCGCUUUUGAAGCCUAGAGACAAUAAGCUGGUACAGGACCGAAUUCUUGAGGCAAUGGCGGGUCUAUAUGGAAAUCCUCAUCUUUCAACUGCAAUCAAUGAGUCAGAUGCUAAAAGGGUGCUUGUUGGGCUCAUAACCAUGGCUACUGGUGAUGCUCAAGAAUAUUUAAUUUUGUCGCUAGUACAAUUAUCUACUGAAGAGGUAACUGUGUGGGAUGCCUUGGGAAGGAGAGAUGGAAUUCAGAUACUGAUUUCAGCCCUGGGUUUGUCCAGUGAACAGCACCAAGAGUAUGCGGUUGAAAUGCUUGCAAUCCUGACUGAACAAGUGGAUGACAGCAAGUGGGCAAUCACAGCAGCUGGUGGAAUUCCACCACUUGUGCAGUUAGUAGAAUCUGGGUCUGUGAAGGCAAGAGAAGUUGCAACUAAUAUUUUGGCGAACUUGGGCUCUCACAGUGAAGAUGUUCGAGCUUGUGUUGUAAGUUCUGGAGCUAUCCCUGCAUUUGUGUGGCUUUUAAAGCAUGGUGGAGCAAAGGCGCAAGAAGCUGCGGCUGAUGCCCUUAUAAAGCUUGUUCAAGAUGCUGAUCCAGCCACAAUCAACCAAUUGUCAGUUCUGCUCUAUGGGGACCCUCCAAGCUCUAAGGUCCACGUCAUCAAAGUUUUAGGACAUAUACUUGGCGUAGCAUCAUGUGAUGAUCUUGUGGAUCAGGGUGGUGCUGCUAACACAGGUUUGAGAUCACUCGUUCAGAUUCUAAAUUCAUCAAAUGAGAAGACACAGGAGUACACAGCAUCUGUUUUGGCAGAUUUAUUCAACCAUAGGCAAGACAUAUGUGAUAGCCUUGCAACAGAUGAAGUUAUUAAUCCAUGCAUACAGCUUUUAACUAGCAAUGCUCAAGGCACUGGAACUCAAGGUAUUGCAACUCAAGGCAUUGCAACUCAAGGCAUUGCAACUCAGUCAGCUCGAGCAUUGGGUGCUUUAUCUCGACCUACAAAGUCUACAAAUAAGAUGUCUUAUAUGGUACAUGGUGAUGUGAAGCCAUUAAUCGAGUUAGCCAAAACAUCAUCAGUUGAUUCUGCAGAAACUGCAAUGGACCCUUUAGCUAAUCUAUUGUCAGAUCCUAAGGUAGCUGCAGAAGCAUUGGCCGAGGAUGUUGUUUCAGCUAUAACAAAAGUCUUAGAAGAAGGAUCAUUAGAGGGUAAGAAGAAUGCUUCAAGAGCUCUUUCCCAAUUAUUGAGGCAUUUUCCAGUUGGGGAUGUACUUACUGGGGGUGGCCAAUGCCGGUUUGCUGUUCUUGCACUUGUUGAAUCGUUAAAUGCAAUGGAUACGGGUAGCAGUGAUGCUGCUGAUGUGUUAGAGGCUGUUUCACUGUUGUCUCGGAUGAAGCAGGUCCGCAACUCAAGUUACUCGCCGUGGUAUGCCCUUUCUGAAGUUCCAUCAGGCUUAGAGCCUCUGGUCCGUUGCUUGUGUGAGGGACAGGUCAAAAUGCAAGAUAAAGCAAUAGAAAUUUUGUCUAGACUUUCUGGGGAGCAACCAAUUAGGCUAGGUGAUUUAUUGCUCUCAUAUUCUAGAUCAAUUGGUGCAUUGGCCAAUAGAGUAGUCAAAUCGAGAAGUCUAGAAGUGACAGUUGGAGGAACAGCACUGCUAAUAUGUGCCAUCAAGCUACAUAAAGCUCGAUCAAUGGAUAUACUCGAUAGAUCUGGAUGUAUGAAAUCUCUAAUUUAUGCAUUAGUAGAUAUGGUCAAGCAAAAUUCUUCUCCCUAUUCUCCUGAGCUCGAAAUUAAAACUUCGAGAACCUAUAGGGAUAGAUCAGCUUUUCGGGCUGGAGAUGAAUUUUAUGUGCCUGAUCCUGGAACUGUAUUGGGAGGUACUGUCGCCUUGUGGUUGCUCUGCUUAAUUUCUUCAUCUCAUUCAGAGAACAAAAGUACUGUGAUGGAAGCUGGGGGACUGGAAAUCCUACUUGACAAGCUUGCAAGACACACUAAUAAUGAACUGGCUGAGUUUGAGGACUCAGAGGGAACAUGGAUAGGCACUGCUCUUGCAGCUGUACUAUUCCAGGAUUAUAAAAUUGUCUCAUCUCCAAUGACGAUGCAUUUUGUGCACUCACUUGCUGCCCUUUUGAAGUCAGACGAAGUGACUGAAAGGUUCUUUGCUGCUCAGGCAUUUGCUAGUAUUGCUUUCCACCGGGACAAAGGAAUAAACCUUGCAAUAGCCAACUCAGGUGCCGUAGCUGGGUUAGUGACCCUAAUUGGGCACUCGGAAUCCGAUAUGCCGAAUCUCAUAGCAUUAUCUGAAGAAUUUUCUUUGGCAAAGAAUCCUGACCUCGUUGUUCUGGAUAAUCUAUUCCAAAUUGAUGAAGUAAAAUCAGGUUCUGUUGCUCGGAAGACCAUUCCAUUGCUUGUUGAUUUGCUGAAACCCAUGCCAGAUAGAUCUGGGGCCCCUUCAUCUACAGUUCGCCUUUUAAUUCAGAUUGCAGAUGGAAAUGAUACCAAUAAACAACUCAUGGCCGAAGCUGGGGUUCUGGAUGCUUUGAAUAAAUACCUAUCUUUGAGCCCUCAAGACUUAGUAGAGGCAACUAUAUCUGAGUUAUUAAGGAUAUUGUUUACCAAUCACGAUCUUAUUCGAUACGGGGCAGCAAUUAGUUGCAUGAAUCAACUCAUUGCUGUUCUCCAUUUGGGAUCAAGAAACGCUAGAUUAAGUGCUGCUAGAGCCUUAAUAGAACUCUUUUAUGCUGAUAAUAUAAGAGAUAAUGAAUUAUCAAUACAAGCAAUUCAGCCUUUGGCUGCCAUGCUUGAUGCUCAUUCAGAAAGUGAACAAGAGGCUGCUUUAUGUGCUUUAAUUAAGUUGACUUCAGAUAGCAACACAAAGACAUCUAUGCUGGCUGAAGUGGAAGGAAAUCCUGUCCAUAGUCUUAGCAGUAUCCUCUUCUCUGGUUCUACUUUGAAAUUGAAAUGUGAUGCUGCAGAACUAUGCCGUGUGCUUUUUGGUAAUUCUAAAUUCAGAGAAAUCCGAAUUGCCUCGGAAUGCUCAGAACCCUUGAUAUUGCUGAUGCAGUCUGAAAGUGAAAAGGCAGUGGAGGCUGCUGUUUGUGCUUUUGAGAGACUGUUGGAUGAUGAACGACUACUGGAAAUCAAAUCGAGACAUGAUUUUAUUAGUAUGCUUGUUGCUCUAGUUUCUGGCUCGAAUUAUCGUCUUAUUGAAGCAAGCAUCAGUGCGCUUAUUAAAUUGGGUAAAGACAGAACUCCACGAAAGUUGGAUAUGGUCAAUGCUGGAAUUAUAGAUAAAUGCCUUGAGUUACUACCAACUGCUUCAAGUUCAUUGUGUGCACUGAUUGCAGAACUCUUCCGCAUCUUGACAAACAGUAGCGUCAUUUCAAAAAGCUCAGUAGCCUUAAAAAUUGUGGAACCUCUGUUUACGGUGCUCCUUAGGAAAGAUUUUGGACUGUGGGGACAUCAUAGUGCACUGCAAGCGCUUGUUAACAUUCUGGAGAAACCACAUAGUCUUUCGGCUUUGAAACUUAGUCCUAGUCAAGUCAUUGAACCUCUAACCUCAUUUCUUGAAUCCCCAUCUCAAGCUAUCCAGCAGCUUGGUGCAGAGUUGCUGUCUCAUCUUCUUGCACAAGAACAUUUUAAGAAAGAUAUAACCACAAGAAACGCAAUUGCUCCUCUUGUCCAUCUUGCUGGACUUGGCAUAUUUAACAUACAAAAAACUGCAAUAAAGGCAUUGGAAAGUAUCUCUUUCAGUUGGCCUAAGGCAGUUUACGAAGCAGGUGGUAUAGUUGAAAUUUCCAAAGUCCUUGUUCAAAACAACCCUUUGCCCCCCGUGGAUUUAUGGGAAUCUGCUGCCGUAGUACUCUCGAAUAUUCUUCGGUCUGAUUCUGGAUACUAUCUCCGUGUUCCAGCUGAUGCACUUGUGAAAAUGUUGUACUCAACUGCAGAGAAUACAAUUAAGGCUGCACUAAACGCUCUCAUUGUUCAAGAGAAGACAGAUGCCUCGAGUGCUGAACUGAUGGCUGAAGCCGGUGCUAUAGAUGCAUUGUUGGACUUACUAAGGUCACACCGAUGUGAAGAAUUAGCAGCAAGGCUACUAGAAGCAUUAUUCAAUAAUACACGAAUACGGGAAUCAAAGGCUUCUAAAUAUUCGAUCGCACCCCUAUCUCAGUAUUUGCUGGACCCUCAAACAAAAUCACAAACUGGUAAACUCCUCGCAGCUCUUGCACUUGGCGAUCUCUCCCAACAUGAAGGGCUUGCUAGAGCUAGUGUUUCUGUUUCGGCAUGUCGGGCACUAGUAAGCCUGCUUGAAGAUCAGCCAACUGAGGAAAUGAAAAUGGUGUCGGUUUGUGCAUUACAAAACUUUGUUGUGCGGAGCAGAUCCAAUAGAAAAGCCGUUGCUGAAGCUGGUGGUGUUUUGGUGAUUCAAGAACUGGUGAUGUCCCCAGACCCAGAACUUGCUGGACAAGCGUCAAUGCUCAUCAAAUUUCUCUUUUCAAACCACACCCUUCAAGAAUAUGUGUCGCCCGAACUUAUAAGGUCAUUGACAGCUGCUUUGGAGAGAGAACUGUGGUCUGCAGCCACUGUCAAUGAAGAGGUGUUGAGAACAAUACUUGUUCUCUUUUCAAAUUUUCAAAAGCUUCAUAUAUCUGAAGCUGCAACACUGUGCAUACCCCAUUUGGUCACAGCACUGAGAUCUGGGAGCGAGACUGCUCAGGAUAUAACGUUAACUACCUUGUGCUUGCUGAAACAUUCAUGGUCAACCAUGCCACUAGACGUGUCAAAGUCACAGGCUAUGGUCACAGCGGAAGCCAUCCCUAUUUUACAAAAGCUUAUGAAAUGUUGUCCAGCAAGUUUUCCUGAAAGAGUAGAAAGCUUAUUGAGUAGCUUACCUGGUUGCUUAACAGUCACCAUUAACCGAGCUAACAACUUGAGACAGGUUUUAGGAGGUACCAAUGCUUUUUGCAGAUUGACUAUAGGCCAUGGCCCUCCUAGGCGUACUAAGGUUGUGAACCAUAGCACCUCACCGGAAUGGAAAGAAGCAUUUACGUGGGCCUUUGAUGUGCCACCUAAGGGGCAAAAGUUGCACAUUGUGUGCAGGAACAAAAGUACGUUUGGAAAGAGUACUCUCGGUAAGAUCACAAUUCAAAUCGACAAAAUCGUGAAUGAAGGAUUACACAGUGGCGUUUUCAACCUCAGCCACCAUGACAAAGACGGAUGUGUGAAGGAAGGCACUGAGCGAACACUUGAACUCGAGGUAACCUGGUCCCACAGGGUCGAGUAAAAAGUGUGUAUGAGAGGACGAAGCAUGACAUAUAUCACCAUUUGAGGUAAUUGUGAUAAAUAUUAUGAAAAGGCCCCCAUAAUCCACUUGAAAAAUGGUGAAACACAUGAGGCUAGAUUAUCUGUUACACCAAUGUGAAUAUCUACCUAAAAUGUUCUAGUUUUGAAGAGACUGUAUGAAAUGUCAGUUUUAGUGGGAAGUAGUUUGGUUAAGUUGUUGAAUAAUGCAACUUUUUGUAUAGAAAUAUUUAGUGGUUUAGCAGCUGUAAUUGGAAAUGUGCUCCUCUAUUAUUUGGUGAAAAUGAGGUUGCAUUUAGUAUUAUGUAUACUUAAAUGUAAAUUUGAACAGCCAUCUUAAAUGCAUUGUUUUGUAAUUUCGCGUUAA
Molecule: messenger RNA, 6207 nt
Organism: Salvia hispanica
Lineage: Eukaryota; Viridiplantae; Streptophyta; Magnoliopsida; Lamiales; Lamiaceae
Source: RefSeq, a predicted model, not a curated record